Messenger RNA from Fomitopsis serialis, 1667 nucleotides. RefSeq lists its product as uncharacterized. The coding region runs from base 23 to 1228 and encodes 401 amino acids. NCBI's taxonomy places the organism in Eukaryota, Fungi, Basidiomycota, Agaricomycetes, Polyporales, Fomitopsidaceae. The record is from RefSeq and is a predicted model, not a curated record. The transcript has 5 exons.
GCACACCAUCCGUUACCAGACGAUGGCCACCAGCACCACUCACCGUGGUAACACCAAACCAUCUCGUACACAGCAGUUCCGCCCGCUCAGGCUCAAUAUACUUGAUGGCCUCGAGAGACCAGAGUUGGAGACCUUGCAGAAGCCUGAAACAAGGGCGACAGAAUCCGUAACUAUACGGGACGUGGAGUAUAUCGGAUCCUAUAAUUGGCUUGACCAGAAGAAACCAACAAUCGUCGUCCCAGGGUCGCCUCGUAGGUGGUUGAACCGGGACAUACCGUACCAAGUUCCACCUGACGCGGGAACAUUCUGCACCUACGAGGAUGGACAGAGGGUGCCGUCUUAUCCUAUGCUCCCGUGGUUCUACGCCAUCGACACUGUGACGGGUCAGGCAAUGGACUGGGGCAGCGUCGACUUCAUCACAAGCCGUAACACGUUGCGGAAGCUGCUUCGGUGGACGAGGGAGUCAAAACCGGACGACUUCAGGAUAGACACACAGCUUGCCGGAGAGCGCACUGUUGUGUUCGGUCAGUGGGUCGAGCGAAUGCGGAUGAAGAGCGACAGCCGACAUCCGGGAUACGGGAGAAACUUCGAGCACGAGAGUACUGGCGUCGCUCCGGGAUGCGAGAACUUGAACAUGACCGCUCAUACCCGUCUGGUCAAAUACAAUUUUGGGGGGUUGACCAUGGUAGUCGGUUUCGAAGUGGAUGCGUAUACUGCUUCCGCUAGCCCAUCAAAUUCUCCGCUCAUCACAAACGGUGGUCAUUCUGCGACAACGGAACCAAUGACACACGCUGACAAGAGUUAUGUGAAUGUCGUUAACGCGGGGGGCCAGAUACCGCAGGCCGACAUCGUUGAAAUCAAGACAGGCAAGAAGAUGAAAUGGAAGGAGACGUACCCACAGCUCUUCCUCUCGCAAACACCUCAUCUAUACGCGGCUAGUCACGAACAAGGAUUGUUCCGCCAGGUGCGAAUGUUGGGUGUGGACGAUCCAGAAAUGCGCGAGGUUGCCGAAGAACUCCAGAAUGAUUUUGUCAAGCUCCGCGAUACCCUGAUCGACAUUCGGAAUACCCUUCGUCGGCACAAGCAGUCGACGCGCUUGAGCCUGCUCUGCCAGAAGGGCAAUUUACAGGUGUUCAGAAUGAAGAAUGCGAACAGCUGCUUACCGGAAGCUAUUCUUGAACGUUUCGAGGGCGGUCUCAACGAGAGUUACGAGACUGCAGUCCAAUGAGGUCUGGGGUAUAGCCAGCGGCCGCGCAACGGGCAUUCUACGAACCGGAAGCUUGAAGAAGUGAUUUCGCACCCGCUCGUAGAGUUCAAGCCUCAUUAUAUAGCAGCACCAGAGAAGAUGUAUUCUAACAAGUAGCACUGGUGGUCAACUGCUGGUAGCAGGCUGACGUAUCAUAUAUUGUAGCGAUGUGCACGUGCAUCGUAUCGAGUGCCAGCCAGCGCUCGCGGCGCGUCCUCCUUAUUCGAAACUACUUACUCAUUGGUUCUAUCUAUGGCAUCGACUCUGGUUCACGCGCAUAUCUGAAUCAAUGUGCAUGAAAACACGCAACACUCACACUCCGGGAUGUCUCCCUUCGCAAUGCGCCGCGCGCGAUGGCUCGGGAGAGGUGAGUACUUACGUAUGUAAGUACUUGAAUCACUACGCACGGCAAAAUAUGAAC